AUGGCUGCCUCUUGCUCUACUUUUCCCUUCUUGGCACAGUCGGAGUUUGAGGGUGCAUGUCAAGAUCUUGCCGAUCGAUGCACUUCAGCCCAAAAUAUUGGCUGGUCCAUUCGACUGCUCACAAAGCCAGAUGGAACCGGCCUCAGAAUAACAAAAUAUGUUGAUGCCCCCAGCCCGCUAGAAGUCCCAGCACUGGAGGACCUUGAAACUUCACAGGAUGAGGAUCCGGUCUGCAGAGUUCUAGCCCCAAGGGACGUGUCCACUUGUCCUAACUCUUCACCGCAGGAAGCUCUCGUUCGCACCAAACCCCAACCCAGCUUACAGAUCGAUUAUGACAUCUUGUUGUCCCCCACAUAUCAGGUCCCCACCUUGUACUUCGGCCUCAGGUGGGACAACCACGGUCCACUCGGACUAGACGAAGUCUACCAGUAUGUCGUGCCGGAACGGUACAGGCAAGAAUUGAAGAGUGUGGGUGUAAUGGGUGGGAUUAGUAUGGGUUACCAUCCUGACUCUGGCGCCCCGGCCUUUUUUGUCCACCCAUGCAACACCGCGGACGCGAUGGCGAACAUUGCAGACGCACAGAGCGUCACUCCUGGAUCAUAUCUCCUCAUCUGGCUCGGCCUUGUAGGUCAUUGCGUGAACCUGCACGUCCCACGCGAGCUUUUCGCUUAGCACAGUACCAGCCAAUACUCUUGCAUAUGCUGGAAACGCUGGGGAAUAAUAAAAAAAAAAUCAAAUGCAAAGUGAGGACUUCAAGUCUCUCUCAGCCCCCAGCAGGGCCCCACUCAGU
Molecule: messenger RNA, 790 nt
Organism: Penicillium hordei
Lineage: Eukaryota; Fungi; Ascomycota; Eurotiomycetes; Eurotiales; Aspergillaceae
Product: ATG3/ATG10 family protein
Exons: 3
Coding region: 1-672 (223 amino acids)
Biological process (GO): macroautophagy; protein lipidation; protein modification by small protein conjugation
Cellular component (GO): intracellular anatomical structure
Molecular function (GO): Atg12 transferase activity
Source: RefSeq, a predicted model, not a curated record